Messenger RNA from Lipotes vexillifer (Yangtze River dolphin), 2480 nucleotides. It is a transcript of the gene GLE1, whose product is annotated as GLE1 RNA export mediator. NCBI's taxonomy places the organism in Eukaryota, Metazoa, Chordata, Mammalia, Artiodactyla, Lipotidae. The record is from RefSeq and is a predicted model, not a curated record. Gene Ontology annotation, cellular component: nuclear pore cytoplasmic filaments; nuclear pore; cytoplasm. Bases 106 to 2202 code for a protein of 698 amino acids. Gene Ontology annotation, biological process: poly(A)+ mRNA export from nucleus. The transcript is spliced from 16 exons. Gene Ontology annotation, molecular function: phospholipid binding; inositol hexakisphosphate binding; translation initiation factor binding.
CGUGUGCGCCCCGGAAGCGGAAGCGAGCACCUGUUUCCGGUAGGCUGAUUCGAGGAUUUGUUUUGUCCCAAGCGGCGCCCCUGGAGAACUGUAGCGGGGCAGGCCAUGCCUUCCGAGGGUCGCUGCUGGGAGACCCUGCAGGCGCUGCGCAGGUCUGACAAAGGUCGCAUUUGCUACCACCGCGAUUGGCUGCUGCGGGGCGAGGAUGUUUUAGAAGAAUGUAUGUCUCUGCCCAAGCUGUCUUCUUACUCUGGAUGGGUAGUAGAUCAUGUCCUACCCCAUAUGCAAGAGAACCCACCUCCCUCUGAGACUUCAGCAUCCCCUAGAUCUACUUCAGCCCUCGGCCAACCUUCAUUUGUUCCCAAAUCUCCUGUCGGAGACCCUGCCUUCUCACCAGCCUCCUCAGCAACACCAAAUGGAACCACGGACAAAUAUGAGUCUCAGCAUACAGAACCUAUGGUACUUCAGUCCUCCCAGGGGAUCAAAGUGGAAGGCUGCAUCCGAAUGUAUGAGCUCCUGCACAGAAUGAAAGGAGCAGAGGGCUUGAGGCAGUGGCAGGAGGAGCAGGAGAGCCAGGCGCGGGCCCUCUCUGAGAUGGCAUCUGAGCAGCUGAAGCGCUUUGAUGAGCGGAAGGAACUGAAGCAUCAUAAAGAAUUCCAGGACUUACGGGAAGUGAUGGAGAAGAGCUCCAGAGAAGCCCUGGGGCAGCAAGAGAAGCUGAAAGCUGAGCAUCAUCACAGAGCGAAGAUUCUCAACCUCAAGCUGCGGGAGGCAGAGCAGCAGCGCCUGAAGCAUGUGGAGCGGGAGCGGCUCCGGAAGGAAGAAGGCCAGAUCCGCCUGCGGAACCUCUACGCGCUGCAGGAGGAGGUGCUGCACCUCAGCCAGCAGCUGGACGCCACCGACCAGCGCAGAGACCUGCCCAGGGUCGACCUGUCUGCCUUCCGGACCCGAGGCAACCAGCUGUGCGGCCUCAUCUCGGGGAUCAUCCGGGCCACUUCUGAGAAUGGCUUUCCCACAGCAGAGGAGCAAGCUGUGGCUGAGAGAGCGCUGCAGGAAAUGCGGGACCUCCUUGUGAACUUGCAGCAGGAAAUCGCCAGGGCCUGUGAGGACAGGAGGAGGCAGGAUGAAGAGGAGGCCCAGGUAAAGCGGCAAGAGUCACAGGUGCAGCAGGGGCCAGAGGUCCGCAAAGAGCCCCCAGCUUCCAGACAGGGCCCAGGAGGGAAACUGAACAAAGACCUCCAGGUGAAGGUGCAAGAUAGUACAAUGCAGUGGUACCAGCAGCUGCAGGAGGCCUCCAGUCAGUGUGUGUUGGCCUUUGAGGGACUGAGCAACAGCAAAGACAGUCAGGCCAAAAAGAUCAAAAUGGACCUCCAGAAGGCUGCCACCAUUCCAGUGAGCCAAAUCUCCACCAUUGCAGGCUCAAAGCUGAAGGAGAUCUUUGACAAGAUCCACAGCUUACUCUCUGGAAAACCCGUUCAGUCUGGUGGGCGCUCUGUGUCUGUCACACUUAACCCACAGGGCCUGGACUUUGUCCAGUACAAACUGGCAGAGAAAUUUGUGAAACAAGGGGAGGAGGAAGUGGCCUCCCAUCAUGAAGCAGCAUUCCCCAUCGCAGUCGUGGCAUCCGGGAUCUGGGAGCUCCACCCCAGAGUGGGGGACCUCAUCCUUGCUCAUCUGCACAGGAAGUGUCCUUACUCUGUUCCUUUCUAUCCCGCUUUCAAAGAGGGAAUGGCUUUGGAAGAUUAUCAGAGGAUGCUUGGCUACAAAGUGACGGAUUCCAUAGUAGAACAGCAAGACAGCUUUCUAAAACGCAUGUCUGGGAUGAUCCGUCUCUACGCUGCCAUCAUCCAGCUCCGGUGGCCGUAUGGAAACCGACAAGAGAUUCACCCUCAUGGCUUAAAUCAUGGCUGGCGCUGGUUGGCACAGAUCUUAAACAUGGAGCCCCUGUCAGAUGUGACAGCCACCCUCCUCUUUGAUUUCUUGGAGGUGUGUGGGAACGCCCUCAUGACGCAGUACCAGCUCCAGUUCUGGAAGACGAUGCUUCUCAUCAAAGAGGACUACUUCCCCAGGAUUGAAGCCAUCACCAGCCCAGGACAGAUGGGUUCCUUCAUACGCCUCAAGCAGUUCUUGGAGAAAUGUUUGCAGCGCAAGGAGAUUCCUGUCCCCAAGGGCUUUCUGACGUCCUCCUUCUGGCGUUCCUGAUAUCAUUCCAUCGCCCACCAUCACCAUUUUGUUGCAAAGGGACAAUAAUAAAGCAACUGAAGACAGCUGUAUUUGGGAGAAGUCAUGUCAAUAUGUGUUUUGUGUAUUUGUACCUUGUGACUAGGAGAGCAGAUUUUCAUGGGUCACAGAUCUAAGAGGUCCUUUAGUAGAUGUGAUGACUCCUUAAAGGGGUCUGCAUGACAGAGUAAGCAGAAUUGGCCUUUCUCAUUUUUGCAAAAAAUUUGAAAAAAAAAUUAUGAGAAGAGUUUAGCACUUGA